Molecule: messenger RNA, 3650 nt
Organism: Schistosoma rodhaini
Lineage: Eukaryota; Metazoa; Platyhelminthes; Trematoda; Strigeidida; Schistosomatidae
Source: the annotation of a GenBank genome assembly
AUUAAGUACUAGGCGCGCCCUUCAAGGAUUUGCGGUGUUUGUCCGGUCAACUCACUCCUUUGCCUAACAUGACAUCUUCAUAGGCUUCAUCACUUUAUAAUCGAAUCAAACCAAAUCUGUUCCGAAUUCUUUUUUAGAUAGUAUUUCAAUCAGCUGAUGUAAAAACACGCUUUUUGCAAUGGAUCCUGGAGCAAAUGACUAUCCAAGUGGGAACGUGAAUGCAAAUUUACGGAAUAAUUCUUUCCGUAUUUCUUCGGGAACUCCAUUGGAUAAUUCAAUGAAUAUUAAUGGACCUUCAUCUGUUGGUUACGGAAGUAACACUGGUCACGACAAAGAGAGUUUUCUAUGCCUAAAUCGUACUCAAACGGAUUACGUCCAAAAUCAUCAAUACAUCCAGAGUGUCCAUAAUGAUAGCACUAACAAUAGUCAUUAUUGCAGCAACUUCGAGUUUUCUCAGAGUGGUUCUAGGAAACACUCUUUGUCUGGUGUCGUCCGAACCAGAAGACGAAAAGCUGGAAUAAGUGAAGAAGAACGGGUUUGUAUUGUAUGUGGUGAACCAGCAUCUGGCUACAAUUUUGAUCGUUUGACUUGCGAAAGUUGCAAGGCGUUUUUCCGCAGAAAUGCGCUCAAGCCUAGGGAUAAAGUAAGUUUCAUACUUAUGUAUAUGCCUAACUCACCUCAAUCCCGUUAAAUAAUCUUGCAGUAUCAGUACCUUUAAUUCCAAAUACUACUGAGUUUAAGACGAAGUACUAGCAAACGCGGUUGUCAAAUGAAAAUAUCCACUCAUCUAUGUAGAGUUUUUAUGUGACUGCCAAUGGUUUGAGUAAUUACAACAAAAUUGUUGGCAGUGGGGUUUUCCAGGAACAUUCGAAACAUAUCUUAUGAUAAAAGCUUGCAAUCGAGGUGGGGGUUGUGCUAUUGAAGGCAAUCAACGUAAACACUGUCCUUCGUGCAGGCUUGAAAAAUGUUUGGCCGUGGGGAUGAAAAGAGAGUUGAUACUACCACCUGAAAAACUUGAACAACGAGCUAAACCUCGACGCCGCAAACACCAUUCUCCUCAGGAUAGCAGUUCCUCACCUCAAAAUCUGUUAACUGGACCUUCUUCAGUUGGCAGUAGUAACACAAAUGCUUAUCCUCCCUAUUUACCAUCUCCCUUGACUACACCAUCUCACCCACAACAUGGAUCUAAUCAACCUUCUUACAAUUCUUCAUUCGUUUCUGGAGCUAGCAGACCAUUACAUCUGAUAAACCCUGUCAAAUUUUCUAGUUAUGUGAAUUCAAGUCACUGCAGUGACUUAUCAUUAACUACGGAUACAUUUAAUUCCUCUGGUACUUUAGAAACCAAAGAAUGUAACUUUCCGAAUAGUUCAAUAAAAAUCCCUGUAAUUGGAAAAUCCGAUGAAUUAUUUAUGCCACCUAUAAAUCAAGAUCAAAACCUGAAUGAGAAAUUUUUAUCUCUUGAAUCAUCUCAACAAUCAGAUAGUUUUUGUAAAACACGUCAUGGGCUGUGUCUCAUACAGUGUCGCAAGUCUGGUGGUCGUACUUUUUGUCAACACCGCAGUUGUCGACUUCGUUCUGAUCGGAAACGUCGACUACGACGGCGAUGUACUUCGUCUGGGUCUAAAUGUUUUCGUUCUCCUUUUAUGCAUAUAACUUCUCCGGAUCCUCACCUAUUAAGUUGCUUGCAAGGCUGUGUUCAUCGUAUCCGAGAACCAUUUACCCCGGAUGAACAGCUCGAAACUGGCAUUGCUGUCACAUUGGAACAAGAGUAUAAUCGAAUGGAUGCAUGCAUUCGGAGGAUAAUACGGGUUGUUAAACAUUUGCCUUAUUUUAGCGAAGUUGGUAAACCUGCUCAACUAAGUUUGUUAAGAACAAACAUUUACGGAUUGAUUGUACUAUAUUCGUCUUUUUUCUUCGAACGUGAUAUUCGAAAAUUAAGAUAUCCUGUAUUACAAACUGAUGGUCAGUUAACUACCGUAACAGUUUCAAUGCUGGAUGAAGUAGCCACUCCCAGCACUUCUGUUAAUGAUCCAGACAAUGUAAUCUCUGGAUCAUAUUCUAAAUUGCUUCAAAGUAAUAGUUUCCGAUCAUUUUCACGUUGUCGUUCUAACCAAGCAAACUAUGCUAUGGGUUUACGUGAAGAAUUUGAAUUGUAUAAAUCAAAUACCGUCGCUGCUUUUGAUCAUUUAGAUGAGUUAGUUGGUUCAGAUGAUAUUCUUCGAAUGUCUGUUUUAGCCAUCAAACUCUUCUCUGACAAUUCUCUUUCUGAGGAUCUACGUCCUCCUGUGUUUGCCGCUAGACAAGCCUAUACUUUAUUUCUUUGGAAUUAUAUCCGUUGGCAAGCAGGCUCUAAACGUUUGCGGUCUGCCACCGAACUUUACGCCCGUAUAUUAAUAGCUUUUAUUGAUUUACGAACCCUGGAAAUUCGUAUGACAGAAUUCGCUAAACUACUCAGUUUAGAUGGCCUCAGUCCAUUAAUGCGUGAAGUUUGUAGCCAACGAAGCAAUUUAGGAUCGACUUCCGCAUAAAACUGUAUUUAUACAAUGAAGUAUUUGUUGAUAGUAACAACGAUGUGUUGUCGAAAUAAACAGUUUAUCUAUUAUGUAUAGUAUGAGCAACAAAACUUUGUUUCGUUUUGAUUUAUUAUUUGUGUUGGAAAAAAGACAAACAAAUAAUUAAAAUUUGCAUAUUAUAUUAUUAUUGUAUUCAUAGAAAGUGAAUAGUUGUACACUAUCACUAACCCAAUACCUAUUAUUACUGUUUACUUAAAUUUUGAUUCUUCAACUAGUUAUUGGUCCGUCUUUCUUCUAAUAAUAUAAGAAGUGAAUUAAUCUCUUUUCUUUGAGUUCCGACUGUGUAGAAAAAAAAUAUAUUUGGUAACUGUGAUUGUGUACUAAACUGUAGGUUUUAUUUUGUAUAAAUGUUUGUAUGCGUGUCCACUGAGCACUGGUAUUUAUACACUCACCAUUGUGAUUGCAAAAAUAACUAACAAUUCUAUUUCAAGAAUGUUGUAUUUUGUUUCUUUUUUACCAGCCAAAAGAAUGAAGUAGAGAAGUAGUGUUUUCACACGUAUUUAUCUAUAAUUUUAAUAAGAUUUUGUAUUUGAUGGGUUAUGUUCAUUUUGCCCUGCUUAAUAUUUUGUUUAUGUUUGCUUUUACGUGUUCCAAUUUCUAACAUUAAAUAUUUUCUGUCUCUUCCCACUACAUCUUACCUACCUUUCUACCUGACUAUUUAUCUUCUCAAGCUUAUGUUGUAUUCAAUAUACUCCUUGUGUUAAUUUUAAACAAGUAAAUACGCAUUCUGUAAACAAUAGAUGCUUUUGUUAUAACUACCUCAGUUUGCAGUGAUAUUUGUAGUGGUACUUUACUACCAAACAGUAAACACAUAUUUAUGUAAAAUGCUAGUCAAUUAGGUUAUUUGGGCAUUAUAUAAAUCUUACCACUAAUAAUUUAUUUGCUUACUAUUUCUUUUUCUAACGUAUAAAUAUUUAUAUAAACUGAGAAAAUUGUGUUCCCUUCAAAUAUAUAUUUCUCACUUAUUUGUUCAUAGUCUUAGUGGGUAAUUCUGUCGUAACAAAGACAAGUGUUAGCUAACUGCGAAAAAAUUCACAGAUUCUCCAUCUUAUUAUGUGUGAUAUAUUUUGAUAAUUG